CUGUCAGCUGCUCUCCCCACAGAGCCACCAUCACAUGUCUGGCCUCCAGCGCCUGGGAAGUCUGCCUUCAGCCCGGCAUCUCAGAGGCAUGAAUAAUUAGGUAGGCAUAAUGGAAGGCACUCACUACACCCUCCAAUUGCAGAAACCCAUUACUGAACUUUGCUACAUCAGCUUCUAUCUUCCAAGGGGACAAGCCAGAGGAUUUUCGUACAAGGGCGUUGUAACCCUAGACAAAGCCAAUAAAGGUUUGCACAACUGCUACCAAGUCAGGGAGGGGCCCAACAUCAGCAGCCUCAGCCUGCAGCCCAGUGAACACCCGGGUGACAUCUUUUUCAGGGAAACUCCCACCAAAGACAUUCUCACCGAGCUGUACAAGCUCACAGCUGAGAGGGAGCGGCUUCUGGCUAACCUGCUGAGCUCAGAGCAUAUCCUGGGCAUAGCCAUGGGGAACCAGGAGGGAAAGCUGCAGGAACUGGCUGUCAGUCUGCCCCCUGAGGAUGACUCUUUCCAGACUGCUGGUGACUGGCAGUGGGAGCCUGCUGUGGGCUGUCUCAACAAGAGGCUCCAUGGGAACAAAAAGCCCCGGAGGUUUGGUGGAAGGAGAGAGAGCAAAGAGGAGCUCCAGCAGAAGAGGGUAAGCAGAAAAGGGCUUGGGGCCCCAGAAUCAGCCUCUCAGAUGGGGAAGGAGCAGACUUGUUCUGGUGAGCCCAUUCCUGGGUCUCCAGCAUCAUCUAAUCUUUGGCUCCUAGAGGAUAAAGGCAACUUGCUCCCCAGUGGGGUGCUUGCCUCCUGCCCACAGAGGGCAGAGAGCUGCCCCCUACAGGGCCCUAGGACACUGGACACAGAUUUUUACCAUGAGAGCUUGAGGAUGGCUUCUGAGGAGGUCACUCUGGGAAGAAGGGAGCAGGCCCCUGAGAGCAGCUCCAUGGAGUCAGGAGAUGCUGGCACCGGGGAGCCACAAAUGGGGUCCCCCAGGCUGAUGUACCAGCACGGAGGUCGACCUGACAGUCACCAGACUUCUGAGCAACAUCCAGAGGCAGAGAAGGGCCAGCGAGAGAAGCCAGUUCAGCGGACUUGCAGGAAGAAGAAGGCAGCUUCCAAAGUGGUGGCCAAAUCCCAGGAGCCAUCCACUCAGGUGCACAGAGUGCUUAAAACACAUCCCAGGGAUGUGUGCCAGGCAGCCCAAGCUGAGUUUACACCCCAAGCUGACUUACAAGCUCUUCCAGGAAUCCAUGCUGGGGGCCUGGGUUCCAGGCAGCAAGACAAACAGCAGCCAGGGGAUGGGUCAUGGUUGCCACUGACCAGGGAACACACUAUGGCUGACACCCAGGGGGCUGUAAACAAGAUCCUCCAGAAGGUGAUAGAGAGUGAGAAGUUAGAUGAAGCCAUGGAAGGGAAAAGGCUGGGGUUCCCCCUCAAAACUGUGGCCAGCCACACCACCCCAAAACCCAGAAGCAAGAGGAGAGAUGGGCUGCCCGUGAGUGGUCACAAAACACUGUUUUUGGAUCUGCCCCCCAGCAUGGGCCCCAACUGUACAGGAGUAGGAGGUGCCGAGGAGAAGCUGUUCCCACCAGUGCUGGCAGCUCUCAGCCCAGCCUUGAAUAAUUCAUCCUUCCAGUCUGGAACAUACACACAGAUGUCAACUGUCCCCUCACCACUUUCCCUGGAACUCCCUGACUGGCAGCAGCAUCACAGGAUUCCCCAGCCGCCUCCACUGUGCAGCAGUGAGGAGGCAGUCAAGCUUGAUAACCCUCCUAGGGAGAGGAGAAGCGCCUUCUUGGGGUCUCCCUUCACUGAGACCUUGGUGCCACCCUCCUGUACAAAGGCCACGGAGACUAAAGAAGCCAGCUUGGCCUCCCUCAAAGCAGACCACCCUCUGUUGGUUCCUAGGGACCCUUUGAAAAAGACUUUGGGGGCCAGGAAGACCACAGCUCUGUCUCAGCACCAGUCACCUCCAGGUAUCUCCUCUGAGGGCUUCCCCCAAGACUACUUCUCUGAACACACAGCAACAAAAGACUUUCCCAAUAGGGAUGGAACCACAUGGGUCCUGGGCUACAGAACAGGACCCACCUAUUCAUUUUUGCUGCAUGAUGAUAGAGAGAAGCCAAACAGAAAUGACUUGUACUUGGAUCUCUAUCAGCCUGACCACAGCCCCACUGAGCAGGAUGAUAGGACUCCUGGCAGACUCCAAGCUAUCUGGCCACCCCCAAAGACAAAAGACACAGAAGAAAAAGUCGGACUGAAGUACACAGAAGCAGAAUACCAAGCUGCAAUUUUACACCUGAAGAGGAAGCACAAAGAAGAAAUUGAAAACCUGCAGGCUCAGUUUGAACUCCAGGCCUUUCAUAUCCGGGGUGAGCAUGCAGUGCUAAUAGCAAGGCUGGAAGAAACCAUCCAACAUCUCAAGCAGGAGCUUGAACACGGGUGGCGCGGGGGCUGUGAAGAAAUGAGGGAUGCGUGUGUCUCCACAGAUGGUGACUGUCCCCCCAGAACCUACAGGAAUGUGUGCAUCCAGACAGACAGAGAGACAUUCCUCAAACCCUGUGAAGGUGAAAACAAGACAACCAGAAGUAACCAGAUCAUCCCCAAAAAGCUAAACAUCUCCACUUUAAGUCAACUAUCUCCCCCAAAUGACAACAAAGACGUUCAUACUCCCUUUCAGCCUGUGGACAGCAUCUCAUUAAAUCAACAGAAGACCUCAUCUCCUCCUCCUGCACCCCCUCUCCCAGUAGCCACUCCCCCCCCUCCUCCUCCCCUCUCUCCUGGACUUGAACUUUUGCCGCCAGCACCUCCUCCACCACCACUACCCCUUGUGAGUACUGGACCACCGCCACCACCACCGCCACCACCACUUCCACCACCUCUGCCUCCAAGCUCUGGGCCACCCCCACCACCUCCCCCACCACCGCUUCCUAACUGCCCACCUCCACCCAAUAGUGGGGGGCUACCACCUGCUCCAGGACCCCCAGGACUUGCACCCCCACCUCCUCCUGGACUUUUCUUUGGUGUCAGCCCUUCUUCUAGCCAGUGUCCUCGGAAGCCAGCUAUUGAGCCCAGUUGUCCCAUGAAGCCUUUGUAUUGGACUAGAAUACAAAUAAGUGAUAAGAGCCAAAAUGCUACACCAACCUUGUGGGAUUCUUUAGAAGAACCUGAUAUUCGGGAUACAAGUGAAUUUGAAUACUUGUUCUCCAAAGACACAAUGCAGCAGAAGAAAAAACCUCUGUCAGAAACCUAUGAGAAAAAAAAUAAGGCCAAAAAGAUUAUCAAGUUAUUGGAUGGAAAACGAUCUCAAACUGUGGGAAUCUUAAUCUCAAGUUUGCAUUUGGAAAUGAAGGAUAUCCAGCAGGCCAUUUUCAACGUGGAUGACUCUGUGGUCGAUCUAGAGACCCUGGCAGCCUUAUACGAAAAUAGAGGCCAAGAGGAUGAAUUGGUUAAAAUAAGAAAAUAUUAUGAGACGUCCAAAAAAGAAGAACUGAAGCUAUUGGAUAAGCCUGAGCAAUUUUUACAUGAACUAGCCCAGAUCCCUAAUUUUGCUGAACGAGCCCAGUGCAUAAUCUUCAGGUCUGUGUUUUCUGAAGGGAUAACUUCCUUGCACCGAAAGGUAGAAAUCAUCACACGAGCUUCCAAGGGCUUGCUGCACAUGAAGAGUGUGAAGGAUAUUUUAGGUCUCAUUCUGGCUUUUGGAAAUUAUAUGAAUGGAGGAAAUAGAACUCGGGGACAAGCAGAUGGCUAUAGCUUAGAAAUUCUGCCCAAACUCAAGGACGUCAAAAGUCGGGACAAUGGGAUUAACCUCGUGGACUAUGUCGUGAAAUACUACUUGCGUUACUAUGAUAAGGAAGCAGGAACAGAAAAGAGUGUUUUCCCCCUGCCUGAACCACAAGAUUUCUUUCUGGCCUCCCAAGUGAAGUUUGAGGACCUCACAAAAGAUUUGCAUAAACUGAAGAGACAAUUAGAAGCAAGUGAGAAACAGAUGAGAGUGGUGUGCAAGGAGUCACCAAAGGAAUACCUCCAGCCUUUCAAAGACAAACUAGAAGAGUUCUUUCAAAAAGCCAAAAAAGAGCAUAAAACAGAAGUCAGCCACUUGGAGAAUGCGCAGAAAAGCUUUGAAGCAACUGUAGGGUAUUUUGGGAUGAAGCCGAAGUCAGGUGAGAAGGAGAUCACACCCAACUACGUGUUCAUGGUGUGGUAUGAGUUCUGCAGUGACUUCAAGACCAUCUGGAAGCGGGAGAGCAAAAAUAUAUCUAAAGAAAGACUGAAGAGGGCUCAGGAAUCUGUCAGCAAACUGACAGCGGAGAAGAAAGUGGAGACAAAGAAAAUCAACCCCACAGCUAGUCUGAAAGAAAGACUGCGUCAGAAGGAAGCCAGUGUGACCACCAGCUAACAGAGACACCCGAACAUGAUGACAACAGGGACAUGGUACCUUGUAUGAGCUUUGACAACACCAGUGCUACAGAAAGUUCUUGACAGAGCUAUUCAGUGUUUGUUAUGCCUAUUUCUUUCCGAGGCUUUCUGCAGUGAGCAUCCCAGAACUUCUUGCAAGUCUCUUUCUAAAUCACAGAAACCAUUAAAAAAACUGACAUAAUAGCAUAUUUGAGUACUGUCUCUUGUAGAGGUCCAAAGUUUACUCUAAAAUCAGAAGCACUAAUAAAAAUCCUUAACAUUUUUUUAAGUGGAGAUUUCAGACUUUCUGAGCCAAGCUUGCUAUAUGUAAAUUUGUGACAGAAGGAUAGAAGAAUCUUUUAUGGCAACUUCCUGGUGAAAUUUCAAGCUUCAGUCUUUACUUGCUGCUGGUAUUGGUCUUCAUUUUGAUCCUAGUGCAGCAAGAUCCUGAUAUGUCUUUCUUGCCAAAAAUCUUAAAGCUUACCAAAAUUAUAUUUAAGAAGUAUCUGCCUUUGUAUUUCCCAAAGCAGAGAGGAAUGGUUAUUUUGUUGUUGCUGUUGUUGUUCCUGCUGCUGCUAUUCACAUAGUGGAAAAGAGAAAAUGGAAUUGCACAUGGAUAGAGAAGGGGUUAGUCAGCCACUUGCCUCCUCCUGGAGAGCCAGUUGUAAUGCAGAAAGUUGAUACCAAAAAAAAAAAAAAAAAUGGGGAGUCGGGCUGUAGCGCAGUGGGUUAAGCGCAGGUGGCGCAAAGCACAAGGACUGGCAUAAGGAUCCCGGUUCGAACCCCGGCUCCCCACCUGCAGGGGAGUCGCUUCACAGGCGGUGAAGCAGGUCUGCAGGUGUCUAUCUUUCUCUCUUCUCUGUCUUCCCCUCCUCUCUCCAUUUCUCUCUGUCCUAUCCAACAAUGACAACAACAAUAAUAACUACAACAAUAAAACAACAAGGGCAACAAAAGGGAAUAAAUAAAUAAAAUAAAAAUAUAAAAAAAAAUGCUUGUAUAUAAAAAAAAAAGUUGACAUAGCCAAUAUGAGCAAUCCAUUCUUCUGGUUUUAUUGUUAUCUCACUGUGGUUUAUUGAACCAGAAGGGACUCCACACUCCAACUCCUAGAAAAGUCCGUGACACCUGAGCAAGGUCAGGCCUGGAAGCAAAGCACUUGCUCAAACAAGCUUCUGAGGAUUUGAGCACAUCAGACCUUUCAAGAAUGGGUGAUACCACAAUGGCACGCAGCUGAGCUCUGCAUUAUUAUGGUCCAGGCUGUGUGAGGCUUGCUCCCUCUCUCUGCCCCCUGGAGAUAGUUUACAGACAGAGGAGCAAGAUCUGCUCUUUUGUCAUGACCUUCGCUUAUGGGUAUGAAGUGGAAGUCUUCAAUGUUAAAAAGUUCAAAGCAGAAAACAGCCCUUUAUACUGACAUAAAAAAGGCAGUGAUGACAUUAAAAUUAAACCUCAAGUGGAGUAUGUACUUUUUUGUGACCUCUGGGGCCUUUCUAGCCUCUUGAGUCACAAAGGAAACCACCUGGCCUUUUCAAAAACCCUGGUAUUUUUUUUUCUUCUUGAGUCAUCAUUCUUUGAAUCCUUCUUGGGAAAGGAAAUGUGGAAGAAUGAGGCAGGUGACUUAAGAAUAGCAUUAAUGACUACCAUGUAUUGACUGAAGCAGAAGGCACCUGAACUUUCUCUUCCAGUUAGUGGAAGAUGGUCUACAGAUGGGCAAGAACCUUGAAAUGCUAAGCAAUCCAGCAUCCAUGUGUGGCUUCUUCUGUCCUCAUCAUCUCCCCAGAAUCUUUCAGCUGCCAGAUGACUGUGCACCCACCAAGGACAUACCUUCCAGUCAUCAGCCCCCUCAGGGAACCUGAUAAAAGAUAUCAACUAAUUAAUUAAAGUGACACCCUAUCUUAAUAUUAUGCACAGCCAGGAUCAAAUCAAAUGUCAGAAGCUAUAUUUAUGCUGGUGCUAACCACUCUCUCAAAAGAAAGGAAUGUGAUAACAUGGUUGACUCGGUUGUUUUUGUUUUUCUGAAUUCCCAAAUAAAAGGAUGCAGCAAGCAAACUUGAAAAGCUGGUAGGGGGCUUCCAUAACUAAAAGAAGACAUAUGCAAAAAAGUUUCUUAACUCUACCUUCUUCUACGAUAUCUCUUCAUUCUCACUGAGCUGUGAGGGAAACCAAGGAAAUUCAUUUUUUCAAUUUCAGACAAACCCCAACGACAGCUCCACUAGGCCCUAUGACACUAUUCUAGUAUUAUCAUACAGAAGAAAAAUGCCUGUUUUGUCCACAGCAUGGCAGUCAGCCUUGAGUUCAGUGAGGCCAGCACUCAUCUAAAUCCUUAUGGAUCCUUCUAGACUUGAUGACCUCAAGCAGCAGACUGCUAUUAGGGGAAUCCUAUAGUCAUUUGAGGUCUCUCAAAGUCACCAGAGCAUGAAGCAAUCACUGAAGGUCAGCAGGACUUUCCCUUUGGCCACAGACCCUGUAAACAACUUUCAUGGAACUAACGGAUAUUUAUGCUAAAGGAUAAUGUGGAGAAACACUUAACUUGAGAGAACUAUAAAAUGCAGCCAGGGUUGGAUUGCAUCUGGAUGGAUAGACUGUCAGUACAAUACCAAUUUCAAGAGCGCAAAGACUACCUGGCUUUGUUGGGGAAAUCUGAUUAUUUUAUUUAAAAAGCAAAAAGUGUGAAAUGCAGCACAAGUGUAUCAGGGCAAAAGAAGAGAGUUUUUGUUACUCCCUACUAGUGUGAGACCCACAACAUGUCUCUGAACACCCACUCUAACCCCACAGAUGUGCCACACUGUCAAUAUAGCCUUCACUGCUCAAUUAAUUCAGUGUUCAGCAGAGGUCCCCAAGAAUUCUGCCAGGUAGAGUCCUUAAAAAUUAGCCUUAAAAUUAGCCUUCUAGAGUGUGGUUGAGGUAUAUCCAAUGCAACAAGUGCCUCUAAACUUUUUAUGGAGAGGAAGUAGUGGGGGAAAAGUUCUGGCAAACCAAGUUUCAUUUGCUGCCUUAAACACAACCCAUUCUGAAGAGUGGCUACCAUUGCUUCUUUGUCAAAAACUAGUUGGGCUGAAGUUCAGAUUCUUGCCUGGCUAUCGAGAUCUAUCAAAUAUCACACCAAGACAUUGUGUAAAUAGGUUAGGUACAAAAUCCCACAUCUGUGAGGUGUAUAAAAUCAGGUUAAAAAGAGCUAUGCUGUUAUAUGACUUUUUAUUUGUUUAGAGUGUUGAAGUCUCCUACUAAAUAUUGUGCUGCUAUCGAUGUAUUUCUGUAGCUCUUUCAGUAAAUGUCUGAUGUAUUUAGAUGGCU
Erinaceus europaeus (western European hedgehog) is the source of this 7668-nucleotide messenger RNA. It is a transcript of the gene FMN1, whose product is annotated as formin 1. Gene Ontology annotation, biological process: actin nucleation. Gene Ontology annotation, molecular function: microtubule binding. The transcript has 18 exons. NCBI's taxonomy places the organism in Eukaryota, Metazoa, Chordata, Mammalia, Eulipotyphla, Erinaceidae. The record is from RefSeq and is a predicted model, not a curated record. Gene Ontology annotation, cellular component: cytoplasm; endoplasmic reticulum membrane; nucleus. The coding region runs from base 110 to 4381 and encodes 1423 amino acids.